AUGCUCGGCCGGCUCGAGAUGGAUGUUGAAGAAUGUAUCGUGGCCUACAACAGUUUGCUCAAACAAAUAUUUGAGAAAAAGGCCCAUCGAAUACCAUUUGGCCGAUCAGGACGCCUUCAUUCAAGAUUUGACAGUGCAAAACUCAAGACUGCGAUCGAAGAGGUGAUUGUCACACAAGGCUACUCCACAACAGAACCAUUCAACGAUGGGAAGUGUCGGGGAUGCAGAGUAUUUGUGUGCAGUGCCGAGAAACACAUAUACGGAAUCACACGCCUGCGAAGUUAUGACCAUCCCCACGAAUCAAAGAUUGCUGCCACGAUUAGCGAAGCUGCCCUCGCCACGGCGGCUGCCACCGGCUUUUUCGACCCUGUCUCGAUCGGAGCGCGUUGUUUUAUAGAUGGGGCGUUGGGGGCAAAUAACCCUGUCGUAGAGGUAGAGAGAGAAGCAUCUGACAUUUGGUGUACGGACACUGGCGACUUAAAACCCCUGGUAAAAUGCUUCGUCUCUAUCGGAACCGGAAACCCUGGCAAGAGAGCCGUUGAAGAUAAUCUGCUGAAGUUCUUGACUAAGACCUUGGCCAAAAUCACCACAGACACGGAACGAGUGGCCGAAGAGUUCGCGUCGAGAUGGAGACAUCAUUACGACCAGAAGAGGUACUUUCGUCUCAGCGUCGAGCAAGGACUCCAGGACGUCGGCUUGGCUGAGUAUAAAGAACAGGGUCGCAUCGAAGCGGCGACUGAUCAAUAUCUACGCAAACAGCAGCAAUCCUUUGGAAUUCGAGAUUGUGUUGAAAGCCUUAGGACCAGGCAAAAUGCUGCACCAACUGAUCAAAGUCAUGAAUGCAAUGUUGCUGUAAUGCAAGCCCGCACGAUUACAGAAGCUUCAGAACCGUUGGAAAGACGCCAACUGACGUCUACCGUACCUCACUCAUCUUGUGUCUGUCACUCCAUUCCACCUGUAAAUAAACGGUUUAUCCCACGAGAAGAUAUCUUCGAAACCCUCCACCAAAAGCUGUUCAAGCCAAACGAGACCCAGAGAGUUACAUUGUUCGGACUCGGAGGCAUUGGGAAGACCCAGGUAGCAUUACAUUUGGCGCACUGGACGAAAGUGAACGAGCCGACAUUUUCAGUCUUCUGGGUCUCUGCGAUCAACAACGCGGCUUUUGUCCAAACAUACACAGACAUUCGACGAAAGCUUGCUGUCCAGGAGACUACCGCCGACGGGGAUGCCCGGGAAUGUGUCCAGCGCUUCCUGGACUCCCCAGAUGCUGGUAAGUGGUUGAUUGUGGUAGACAAUGCUGACGAUAUGCAAGUCUUGUCUGGCUCGUCCAAGAAUUCGGACGGAAUUCAGCAGUAUUUGCCCGAAAGCGACAAUGGUGUAAUCUUGUUUACCUCCCGCUCAAGGGAAGUGGCUUUGGCCUUGAACAGCGAGCUGGUCGAGCUCAAAGAAAUGACGACAAACGAGGCGGAACGAUUGCUGGAGAAGUCUUUGGUUGAAAAGGACCUGCUUAAAGAUCGAGAUGUAGUGAAGACUUUGCUGCAAGAGCUGACAUAUUUGCCACUGGCAAUCACCCAGGCGGCGGGUUACCUCAACAGGAACCGAAUAACAAUAAGCAAGUAUAUGGACCUCCUGGGAGGAACGGAGACGGAGCUGGUGGCGUUGAUGAGUCGAGAAUUCCCCGAUACGACUCGGCAAUCAGAAUCACGACACGCCGUCGCCACUACGUGGGUUGUAUCUUUUGACCAGAUCCAAGUCCUGAACCCUCCUGCCGCCGAAUUACUGACAUAUCUAUCGUUGAUCGAGCCGAAAGCCAUCCCGUUGUCGAUUCUGCCACCGCUCAAUUCAAUGGAGGCGAUAGUACACGCUAUUGGGACCCUCACAGGCUAUGCAUUCUUGGUGCAGCGUGGGGACACUGAAAUUUAUGACAUGCAUAGUCUGGUCCAUCUGGCCUCAAGAAUCUGGGUGAGUAGGACAGAGCACGGCGCACGAGUGGAAAAGGAGUUCGUUGAGCACCUUACCCGAGUGUUUCCCAGAGGUCUGUGGGAGAAUCGGGAACAGCGGCGAUUAUACCUACCGCAUGCACUUCGUCUUCUCCGAGGAGAGAGAACAAUGGAGUUGAGGGAGCGUUAUUCUCUCCUUGGUGACGUAGGCGAAUGUUUGAGGUCGGAGAGUUGA
This is a messenger RNA of Exophiala oligosperma, 2175 nucleotides long. RefSeq lists its product as uncharacterized. The transcript has 4 exons. Bases 1 to 2175 code for a protein of 724 amino acids. Gene Ontology annotation, biological process: arachidonate metabolic process. The record is from RefSeq and is a predicted model, not a curated record. Gene Ontology annotation, molecular function: ADP binding. NCBI's taxonomy places the organism in Eukaryota, Fungi, Ascomycota, Eurotiomycetes, Chaetothyriales, Herpotrichiellaceae. Gene Ontology annotation, cellular component: membrane.